Messenger RNA from Ostrinia furnacalis (Asian corn borer), 2325 nucleotides. Its product is annotated as doublesex cognate 73A. The coding region runs from base 1 to 789 and encodes 262 amino acids. The transcript has 6 exons. The record is from RefSeq and is a predicted model, not a curated record. Lineage: Eukaryota; Metazoa; Arthropoda; Insecta; Lepidoptera; Crambidae.
AUGUCAGCGGACGCCAAAACAACUGUGCCGCUACCAGCUGGGUCGACGUCAGUACUGGCCAAGCCGACCAAAUAUCACUAUUACCCACACAAUCAACACAUCUAUUUAUUGCCAGAAUGCGCAAUACAGCAGGUAUGUAACGCAGUGUAUGUGCGACUCAACUACACGCAGCCUCUGUGUGCGUGCCCGGCAAGGUACCGGGACCCGUGUUCUGCUAGCUUGAACGCCGACGACCUGCAUACUACGCGUCUCACCACGGAUUCCAAAAAGAAGUACGCGUACAAAGCAGUUACACUGGUGAAGACAUGCGAAGCAGUGUCAGAGAUGCGAGAGUGCAGAGCACCCAGAGACUGGUCACUACUAGCGCUGCAAAAUAUCAGGACCGGCAAGUCGCACUACCUGGUCAUAUGCCGGUGUCCAGAGAACCACAUACUAGAAGGCCCAAUGUCACACGACCAGCCGACGUACGCAUCAGUGCCCGGCAUCAGAGUGUAUGGAAUGAUGUGCGUGCGACCCAGUCCCAAUUACCAUUCAGGGUACAACACGAACAGAUUUUCAAAUGGGGGCGUACAAAGUACUACGAGUACUUACAAAGUGGACUAUUCUCAACCGCACCCGUUCCCGGAGAAACCAGUCUACAACCGCUACCAUUCCCAUAGUUACUCGGAGCCGUCGUACUACAACAGGCGAAGCAGACUCUCGCGUUCGAGACGAGCGAUUUUGGAAUACCCCCCUUUCCCAUGGUACAAAGUAAAAGAAUUAGCUCGGUCAUUACAUUGGAUCGACUAGAACAAAACCUGAUGUAGCAUUAGAAAAGUAUGUUGGGUUCAAAAAGGCCAGACUGCAGUGAUCGCUUCUUUCGCACCAGCUUCAGUUCCGAAUCGAACAAUCUGGUUCUGAAACGGAACUGAAUUGAACAGGGAUAUAAUAUGCCUCUCUGAAUUCAACGCAAACUUGAACUAACAUAUCGAAACGCUUUCGCUUUACGUAUCCGUAACUAGAUUUAAAGAUAAAAUCGAAUGCUUCCUUAUUAAAUCUUCCCAUUCUAAACAUAGGUUUAGAAUGUCGAAAGUUCUUUUACGCCUAUGGAAUACUCAUUACAGCUGCAUUUAUAGAUAUAAUCAUUCAUAUAAAACUUAAUACGAUUGUUAUUUGAGGUCAAUCUGUAUUUGAAGAGUGAAAGCGUAAAUGUACAUGAACGAGUGAGGUGUUGUGAAUAUUCAGAUAGGUUCAAAGUAUAUUCAUACCCGUGUAUUUUCAAAAUUGAGACGCCGGGAAGUGCUAUGUCACGAAUAGAACUCGAGAUUCGAAUUUAGUACCUUAAUCAUUGUUGUCAUUGUCUACACUGCAAACCGGUUUCGAUAUUCGACUCUGUCUCGCUCACUCAUUUGGGAAUGCUGGUAUGAGUCUAGAUUUUUAUUCUUUUAUCUUGUGGGUCGUAACAACUGAACACCAUCCUGUAAAAUCUUCUAACCAACUUGUAAAAGUAGUUAUUUUUUACACACAUAGUGCAGCCUACUACCGGGAAUCGAACCCUGAACCUAAAUUAAAUUUUCAUACCACGUGCUCCAUAGAGGCUACUACGAGCGUGUGAGACGUAUAAAACAUAAUUACACCGUUUUGCAGUAUAGACCUUCAUAUUUAUACUCACAUAUCAAUUAACUUCUAUUUUAGGAAUAUUAUUUGCCAGACAUUUAGACGUAACCAUGACUAUAGUAUUAAGGUUUGAUUCGAAAACAUUACGCGAACAAAAAUCGAACAAAUGUGUCCCCACCAAGGCAUGAUGAUUGUUUUUAUUUCAACGAUAUUGAAUGUAGAGUCGAUCUACGGUGGGACUUUUGACAUUUACACAUGUACUUACACUGUAAAUAUUGACAGCAAUAUGACUAUGUAUUGGCAAAUAUUUAUGUUUCCUAAACAUGAUAGUGGCUCCCUCUUCCUUCAUUUUGCCAGAUAACGAUUUAAACCAUCUUUUAAAAUUUGAUAACACGCGACACUUUUUUUCGUAUUUUUUUUUUGCUAUUAACAAUUAAAUGUAUUAACACUAUUGCAGUUUGUCAUAAGUGCCAUCGUUGACUCUACAAAAUUGACCGUAACAAGGUCUUGAAUGAACUAUUUUAUUAAUAAUGUAAGAAUGUACACGAGACAAUGUGAUAAGUGAUUCAGUGGAAUUUGUGUAAUUUUUCGAUGCAUUUAUAGCUAUUUAAGAAUUAAUUUAUAGUUGAUACAGUAUUUAUUUAAGUAAACCAUAUUUAUACUUAGACGAUUACGAUGUAAAUAGUAGUGUUAAUUACAAUAUUUGUAAUUACGAAAAAUUAAAGCUAA